This is a messenger RNA of Ilyonectria robusta, 1755 nucleotides long. RefSeq names its product putative aldehyde dehydrogenase. Lineage: Eukaryota; Fungi; Ascomycota; Sordariomycetes; Hypocreales; Nectriaceae. The record is from RefSeq and is a predicted model, not a curated record. Bases 142 to 1653 code for a protein of 503 amino acids. Gene Ontology annotation, molecular function: succinate-semialdehyde dehydrogenase (NAD+) activity. The transcript is spliced from 3 exons.
CGGCUAAUCCCCUCACUCUCACUUCUGUUCUAUCACUCUAGAUAGAGCGUUCGUCACAGGGUUGUGAGCACUUAAUGGCCUUGAUUGACGUGUUCCUUAACAAUAAUCGACCCACUGUCUAGCAUUUUCCACUCCAUCACAAUGAAUCGCCUUAGAAUUUAUCGAAACCCGGGGUCUUGCUGGGCCCAGGCAAGGCACAUCGGGGGUCGCCGAAGCAUCACGACCAGCAAGAUUGUUCCCCUCAUCAUCAACGGGAAAGACAUUGAGACUUCAUCUACAUUCCCGGUUAUCAGUCCACUGACCGGGAAACACGUAUGGUCUUUAUCUUGCGCGACGAAGCAACAUGUCGAGGAUGCUGUUCAGAAUGCCCAAGAUGCGUUUCCGGCUUGGUCGCGAACCAAGGCAUACGAGCGUCGCGACAUCCUUCUCGCUGCGGCUGACAUCAUGAACAAGCGGAGAGACGAGCUGGGAGGGUAUAUGAACCAGGAAAUCGGCGCUAAUCAGGGUUACCAAGACUUUAUUAUUGGCCUUGCCAUUGAUGGUUUCAAAGACACAGCUGGGAGAAUUUCUGGCGCAAUGCAGGGCUCUGUCCCAGAGUCCAAUCUGGACGGAAUGAAAGCCAUAGUAUACAAGAGGCCCUAUGGAGUGAACUUGGGAAUUGCACCUUGGAACGCCCCAUAUCAUCUUGGCCUCCGGUCCAUUUUGUUUGCCCUUGCAACCGGAAACACCGCAAUCCUCAAGGGAGCCGAAUUCUCUCCUAUGUGCUACUGGGCCAUCGCCGACAUCUUUCGAGAGGCUGGGCUGCCCGAUGGUUGCCUCAACCUCGUCUUCCAUUCGCCAGCGGAUGCCGCCGUCAUUACCGAGGAAUUUGUAGCAAACCCGCAUGUGAGGAAGAUCAACUUUACAGGCAGCACGAGGGUCGGCAGUAUCAUUGCGGCAUCGGCAGGCAAGCAUCUGAAGCCGGUUCUCAUGGAGCUUGGAGGGAAAGCAAGCGCCAUUGUGCUGGAAGACGCAAACCUUGAGCAAGCGGCGCUGCACUGUGCGAGAGGAGCUUUCAUGAACGCUGGCCAAAUUUGCAUGUCGACGGAGCGUAUCCUCGUGCACGAAUCCGUCGCGCAGAAGUUUCAAGAACUUUUCCGCGAUACCACCAAGCAGGUCUUUGGCGCUGCAAAUGAUACACCCAUGCUUGUUACAGCAGCUUCAGCAAAAAGAAACCAUGGUCUUGUUGCAGAUGCAACUUCCAAGGGAGCCAAGUCGAUGAAGAUCUUUGAUGGAGGCCAUGAAGGCCAAUACGAGACUCACAUGCAACCCGUCAUCCUCAAAGAUGUUGACCAGAACAUGGACCUGUAUCAGACUGAGUCUUUUGGGCCCAGCGUGUCUCUAUUCACCUUCAAGACGGAAGAGGAAGCAUUGGAGCUCGCCAACAAUACCGAGUACGGCCUGUCAGCUAGUGUCUUCUCUGAAGAUCUGAAGGCAGCAUUCCGUGUUGCCGACGGUUUGGAGUCUGGAGCAGUGCACAUCAAUUCCAUGACUGUGCAUGACGAGUAUCCUUUGCCUCACGGAGGAGUCAAGAAAAGUGGAUUUGGUCGGUUUAAUGGUUACCAGGGUCUGGAUGAGUUCCUUUACUACAAGACUGUCACCUGGAUGGAGUGAUGGUCAAUCAAGUCAUAUCAUAGAGUACCUUAACUUAGCCAAGGGAUUCUUUAUUGAGAUUUAAGUUCAAGAUUAUCUCACAUGCUUCCCACUGAAUUCACU